UCCAACCAAGGCUUCCGUAGUUUGAGUCAUAUGAAUGGUUUGUUGUUGUCGUGACACAGGAAUAACCUAUGGGAAUAACAUGCAGCUACUUAACUGUAUUAACGCUAGAUUUUGGUGAAAUUAUCCGGUCAACAAAACGAAGCGGUGUUACAUCUCAAAAUCCUCUCGAAAGGGCGAUAAAAAAGGACUAUAAUUGAUCAAGCGGAAGCGUCUCGGGUUUCUCUGUUUACGCUAAUGAGUGCUGACGUUAACCGAUAAAACACGAUGCUUCGGUGGAUUCUUGGUGGUCGAGAAGCUCAGGGUUCAGCGGAGAAAAGCUCUGUGUUGUGCAUCGGAGAGGAACAGCCCAAAAACUGGUUCACUGAGCUGCAGGUGCUGAAAGGACAUUUUGACAUUGUUCGAUUUCUGGUGCAGAUUGAUGACUUCAGAUGUGCAUCAGCGGGCGAUGAUGGCCUUGUUUUAGUGUGGAAUGUUGAGACCGGGGAGAGGCUGCAGGAGCUGAGGGGCCAUUCCCAGCAAAUAACCGCCAUAACCACCUUCACCUGUAAUAAUGGACUCACAUCGCACACCUCGCUCAUCACAGCCUCCUCAGACCGAAGUCUCAGUCUGUGGGACCCUGAUACAGGCAACAGGGUUCAGACCAUUUCAGAUCUUCAGUCUUCUGUAAAGUGUUUGCUGGUGCUGGAGCGGCUGUGUGUGUGGGUCUCCGGCGGGGAAGAACUGUGUGUGUGGAACAAAGACUUUCAGCUGCAGUGUCACAGGCAGAACCACAGCGACACUGGAAUAACUGCUUUGAUAGAGCUGCCCAAGAACUGCAUAGCAGCUGCUAUGGAUAAAGAGAUUGUGAUCUACAGGCUAACAUACUGUACUGAUUCCUCCCUGUCAGUGGCUGAGAUCCGCUGUCUGUCCGACCACCAGGACAGGAUUCGAGCUCUCAUCAACGUCAAUGACGGGCUCUUUGCCAGCGGUUCCCAUGCGGGCGAGUUGAUCUUAUGGGAUGCGAUUGAUUGGAACAUCCUGGCCUAUGAGCACAUCCUAUGGGAGGAGUCACAAGCUUGCACCCAGGCCGAAAUACGCUUGGCUGCUCCCAAACCCAGUGAGAUGUCAAUUCAGCAUCUGACCACCAAUGGAAGGCACAUCCUCGCAGCUGUGGGCAGCGGUCUGUAUGUGUACAGCAUUCUGACCAAGACCGUGGUGGCCUACAGGAAGGUGGCCCAUGACUCUAAUGUCUUACACACCAUGCUGUUAUCUGACAGCGAGCUAAUGUCCUGCUCUGAAGAUGGCAGUGUGAGGAUGUGGGAGAUCCAAGACCUGCCUUUGCCUGCUGAGCCAGCCUCUCCAGGGCUCUUUGGAAUGUGGACUUUCGGCAGGUCAAACAAACAGACCGGUCCUGCGUCAAAGAAGGUCAUGGACGUCCCAAACAUCAGGACGUUGGAGUUGACGGGUGAUCUGAUUGGACACUCGGGGGCAGUCCAGAUGUUUGUGAGCUUCAGGGAGAACGGUUUGGUCACCUGCUCGACAGACCACCUGCUGAUUCUGUGGAAGAACGGAGAACGGCAGUCCCACCUCCGCAGCCUGGCACUUUUCCAAAAACUGGAGGAGAAUGGAGGACUCUGACCUUUAACCCUGGUUUCCAAAAGGGAUGCACUGAUCCGAUACUCACUCAAAAAGCUGGAUCGGGUAUCCGUGACAAUGUUGCCAAUCUAUUCAAGUCAAUUCUUUAUUAUUAGUAUUUUAAUAAUAAAUAACAAUUCAGUAAAUGCAUAUAUAUGUAUGUAUUUAUUUGUUUCAUUUUGUUUAACAAAGUUAGGAAAGCAAUGUCAAUUGUCAAUGUCUACAAAGCAAAUGUCAAGCCAGAUAUUGCCUAACACGUAAAAGAAUGAUCCCCAGUCACUUCCACACCGUGACGCAUACAGCUUGUUAGUUAAACACUGGUAUUAGAUCGGUACUCGGUAUAGGCCGAUACCCAAAGCCCAGGUAUCUGUAUCAGGACUGAAAAAGUCGGAUUGGUGCAUCCCUAGUCUCAAAUCAUUUAAAUUUCCUGUAAAGAUUGUUGUUUGCUUUUAAUGAUAAUGUAAUGAUUGUUUGCCUUGAAAGUAUUUAGCUUAAAUAAAAAAAACUCACUAAAUACCUCA
Molecule: messenger RNA, 2135 nt
Organism: Perca flavescens (yellow perch)
Lineage: Eukaryota; Metazoa; Chordata; Actinopteri; Perciformes; Percidae
Gene: wdr41
Product: WD repeat domain 41
Exons: 14
Coding region: 265-1617 (450 amino acids)
Biological process (GO): regulation of autophagy
Cellular component (GO): lysosomal membrane
Molecular function (GO): protein binding
Source: RefSeq, a predicted model, not a curated record